AUCCAUUCAAUCGCACCAUGCUGAAGUUCCUGAUCCUGUUGUCGGCUGUAGCCUGCGCCCUGGGAGGCACCAUCCCCGAGGGUCUCCUGCCCCAGUUGGAUGGCCGCAUUGUCGGCGGUACUGCUACCACCAUCAGCAGCUUCCCCUGGCAGAUCUCCCUGCAGCGCAGUGGCAGCCACUCCUGCGGUGGAUCCAUCUACUCCGCCAGGGUGAUCGUGACCGCCGCUCACUGCCUGCAGUCCGUGUCCGCCUCCUCCCUGCAGAUCCGCGCCGGAUCCAGCUACUGGAGCUCUGGUGGCGUCGUCGCCAAGGUUUCCUCUUUCAAGAACCACGAGGGUUACAACGCCAACACCAUGGUCAACGACAUCGCUGUGCUCCAUCUGAGCUCCUCUCUGAGCUUCAGCUCCACCAUCAAGGCCAUCGGUCUGGCUAGCUCCAACCCCGCCAACGGUGCUGCUGCCUCCGUCUCCGGAUGGGGUACCGAGUCCUCUGGCUCCAGCUCCAUUCCCUCCCAGCUGCGUUAUGUCAACGUGAACAUCGUCAGCCAGAGCCGGUGCUCUUCUUCCUCCUAUGGCUACGGAAACCAGAUCAAGAGCUCCAUGAUCUGCGCUUUUGCCAGCGGCAAGGACUCGUGCCAGGGUGACUCCGGUGGCCCACUGGUCUCCGGCGGAGUCCUCGUCGGUGUUGUCUCCUGGGGAUACGGAUGUGCUGCCGCUAACUACCCCGGUGUCUAUGCCGAUGUUGCUGCCCUCCGCUCCUGGGUGAUCAACAACGCCUAAUUAUUUUUCGAAAUAAAUCAUAUAUGAACAGUUUAUGACGGUCGUCAGUUUAUUUUAAAAGAUGGUCUUAGUUAAAAAUCAGGACACAGGGUUCACAUUUUUAGAUGGUAAUGACUGUUCGAGUGCAAUGACUAUUAGAUAUAGUGAGUUGUGCAAGCAGUAAAGGGACUGCUUUUAGGACUAUGGAAAUUGAUUGAUUGGAUUUAACUAUCCCCAUAUUCUGUUAGAAUGCCCUAAGGAUUAUUAGCGUGAUUGGAAUUGUAAACAACUAGGCAUUAUUAAGAAGCAAACU
Molecule: messenger RNA, 1071 nt
Organism: Drosophila melanogaster (fruit fly)
Lineage: Eukaryota; Metazoa; Arthropoda; Insecta; Diptera; Drosophilidae
Gene: betaTry
Product: betaTrypsin
Exons: 1
Coding region: 18-779 (253 amino acids)
Biological process (GO): proteolysis
Cellular component (GO): extracellular region
Molecular function (GO): serine-type endopeptidase activity; peptidase activity; hydrolase activity
Source: RefSeq, marked reviewed